Molecule: messenger RNA, 1905 nt
Organism: Hypoxylon trugodes
Lineage: Eukaryota; Fungi; Ascomycota; Sordariomycetes; Xylariales; Hypoxylaceae
Exons: 2
Coding region: 414-1490 (358 amino acids)
Source: RefSeq, a predicted model, not a curated record
UUGAGUAGGAUUGCCUAAUCUUGAUAAACUUGGUCAAUCCCUACCUACUUGUAUCUCCUCGAGUAAGUCUAGGCCUUGUCGGCUGGGGCUCAAGCCUAAUCUCCGCUUGUUUGUUCUUCAACCGGUCCCUGGUUGUUACUCCCGCCUCACAUAUACCGCACGGAUGCCCCGUACCGGGUUGACAUUCUAAUUAACUGCUAAUUUCAAUCCACGAUCAACAUCCUUAAUGGAACGCGUGGCCGGUGAGGGACAGGGAAUGCUGGAUUGUAACGUAAAGGAAGAGCAAUCACAUCGUGGCUCGGCAUGCGACAUUGGGGUAUACAUAAUGGAGGGCGAAGGCGUCGACUAGCUGCAUUUCCCCGCUCAGAAUCUCUCGAGUAAUUCGUCUUAUCACGGUUUCGCUGUCUGUCAUCAUGCUUCUCGGAUUCGUAUGGCUUUCUGCUUCGAUCAUUUUGAGCGCUGUAGGUGUGAGGGGUCACCGAAUCAGACGCCAGGACCAGAAUCAAUGCCCACCAUUCAAUAACGGCACCAUCGUCAUCGAUUCGUACCAACUCUAUCCUGAAAAUGCAGAUUUCGAUCUCAACCAAUGUCUAUUAUACUUUGGAGCUCUCUUCAACGCAUCGGUAGUUGUGUAUGAUCCGUAUAGAGCUGAGACAGUCUCAACUAUCGAGCUUCCGGGCAUUACGCGUACUAAGCCAUUUCAUGUUGGAGGCGUCGCAUGGGAUCCAUACACAAAUCUUAUCACUAUUUUGGCUGACUCCUCAAUUCCCCACGAAACAGACGACCACGAGAUCUUGGGCGACGAUUUUUUAAUACGCUAUGACCCAGCUAAAAAUGAAAUUGUAUGGUCUCUUAACCUUACAGAGGUAAGUCAGGGGCAAUACGGUGGAAAUCAAGAUGUCGAGCACGACUCCCAUGGACAUAUCUACGUGCUAGGAACCUAUCCAGGUAGCAUCCUGCGAGCCGAAGCCGACGGCAGCAGCAUCAAACCGUGGUACCUACCCGACGUUAUCGACCAUACAAACUACGGUAUUACCGGAUUUGCAGCGACCGGGGAUAUCCUCCUUGCUAGUGACGGCAAGAAUAAUAGCGGGAGCGGCGAGAUCUACCGGUUCAACAUGACGGCAGACAAGGGCACGCCCGUACUCGUUCCUAAGGUCCCUGAUGAGGCCAUAAUGUCACUGGACGCCGUAUACUUGCCACCGAAAUACGGCGGGAAAGUGCUACUGGUUUCGGAGCAUGAUAGGGGCGUUUCAGUACUCAGGUCUGCGGAUGGCAAAUGGGAAUCGGCCGAAUAUCUGGGUCGCAUCACAGAUGACCCAAAUUUUGCCGACGGCGGCUUCAAUACUGCGACGGUAGAAGUAUCCGGGAGCAUCUAUGCGGUCGAUGAGUGGUUUUCUGACCCAAUCGUCGCUGGUACAUCAGCUGGGAAUAGGACGAAGUUCCCGCUUGUGGACAUUACAUCUCAGGUCGAAGCGCUACUAGGAUGAUGGGGGUGGAAUCAAGCGUAAAGAAAUCCAACCCCUGUUUUAACUACCGAUCGAACGUGUAUUCCUCCGGUCUUGGAGCAGUUGACUUUGUGUGCUAAUUAUUCUCGUUACUUAUACUCAAAGAAACCGUACGUAUGUCUUCAGCGACCCUACAGCGCCCUACCAAAUUCUUGUCAGAGCCCGAUAUAUAAUUCCGAAAACCUAUUUCUACGUUAGAAAGCCCCAUAAUGAACAGCGAAGCGACCCAUCCAUAAAUUGAGUCCCUAGUUCGGGGGCAAUUAGACCUUGUACCCUAGCGUAGGACCCUUGACAAGUGACCCUUUGUCAUAGCUACAACCUGGUAAUAUUUGGGCCUACAAGUAAAUCGAGAAUGUCUAUGCAUUGCAUGGACCCUUAUUAUUGGAGAAAGGUCCAA